GGACAGAGAAAAGCGUCAUCGGUCUCCUAGCAGCGGAGUGUCCGUACAGCGUGUGUGUGUGUGAGAUUGCGGUUGCCAGGACUCAAGGCAGAUGGGGCUUUUUGACAAGCUUGCGGGUUGGCUGGGUCUGAAGAAAAAGGAGGUCAAUGUGCUGUGUUUGGGCCUGGACAACAGCGGGAAAACCACCAUCAUCAAUCAGCUAAAGCCAUCCAAUGCUCAAGCUCAAGACAUUGUCCCAACUAUUGGCUUCAGCAUAGAAAAGUUUAAGACCUCAAGUCUCUCGUUCACAGUUUUUGAUAUGUCAGGGCAGGGGAGAUACAGGAACCUUUGGGAACACUACUACAAGGAGGGUCAGGCCAUCAUAUUUGUGAUUGACAGUGGAGACAAACUAAGAAUGGUGGUGGCAAAAGAGGAGUUGGAUACCCUUUUGAAUCACCCUGAUAUUAAGCACAGGAGGAUACCCAUACUGUUCUUUGCCAACAAGAUGGACCUUAGGGAUGCAUUGUCUGCUGUAAAGGUUUCUCAGCUCUUGUCUCUGGAAAACAUCAAGGACAAACCCUGGCAUAUCUGUGCAAGUGAUGCAGUGAAAGGGGAAGGCCUUCAGGAAGGUGUAGACUGGCUGCAAGGUAAAUACACAUUUCAUGUUCUGUGGCCCUGAUUUCCUUUUGUCUUUGAAUUGGUUUAUUAAUACAGAUGUAUGCUGAAAUGUCAUUUAAAUAGGUCAUCAGUAGAACUAUAUCUUGCAAUGCCAUUUAUUUUCUUGUAUUCUAUUUCAUCCAUAGAACAAAUUGCACUGUAAGUAUUGAAGUCGUAAUUCCCAGAUGUGUUUUGACUCUUAAGUUAAUUGGUAACACUUUACAAUAAGGUUCCAUUCGUUAACAUGUGUUACUGCAUUGGGUAUCAUGAACAAACAAUUAAAAAUAUAUAUUUUUACAGAAUUUGUUAAUCUUUGUUCAUGUUAGUUAAUAAAAAUAAAUGUGUUCAUUGUUAGUAAAUGUUAGUUUAUAUUGCAUUAACUAAUACUAUUUAAUAAAAAUUUUCAAAACGUAUUAGUGUGCAUGUUUAUAUGUUAAAAUUAACAUGAACUAAGAUUAAUAAAUUAUGUAACCAUAUUGUUCAUUGUUAGUUCAGGUUAACUAAUGUAACUUUAUUUUAAUGUGUUACUGGUUACAGUAUUUUAAACUUUGUUGGAACUCAAUUUUGGGCUGCAUGCAUUCCUGUACUGUUGUUCAUUUGAUUUUGGCCUUUUGGGAAAAAUUCUAUGAAAAUAAUCUGGUAGAAAAGGGGAUAAAAAUUUUUAUAAAAAAAUGAAAACGUUUCAGUGAAAAUAAUCAUUGAAAUGUAUAUCUCUAAGAAUAGGAUACAGCCCAAAUGAAUGAUGAACUACUCUAGAGACUUUCUCCUAUGUUGAAUAAGGUGUUUUUUGAAAUACUAUGAAGUGAGUUACUGUAGAUGGAGUUCACAGAUUUAUGUUCCCCUCUACCCAAGCUUUUACUGUUUUGCCCCAUGAAUCCAGCAAUUUAGGGUCCCGCCAUUCUCUCAAACGUCCUCUUUGUCAUUUGAAUGAAUCAUUAUUCUGUUUUUCUAAAUAAUGUUUUCUCAUCUCAACAGAUCAAAUCAGAGCGAUGAAAACGUAAAACCCUCCUGAAAAAAGAAAGCAUCUAGGUCACCAACUGCAAUGAUGAAACCAGACAAAACCGACCUACACCUUUGGGCUUAUUGUGUCCGCGAUGACUUAAAAAUGAAUUUGGUUUGUAGUAUAAUAAACCGUUUGGCUUAGAUUAUGAACCUGUUUACACCUGGUAUUAACAUCCAAAUCAGGUCAUCUGAUCUUAAUUUGUCAGUCGAGACAUUAACGUUUACACCCGGUAUUAACAUGCAUCUCCUGUGACCACUUGUGUUCAGAUUUUAUUGAGGGGAGGGUCUCUGAUUUUAUGAUUGCAUACAUCACUUACUACGUCAACGUAUCGCUGCUUGUUGAUUAAGCAUAUUAAUAGCAUAGUUGUUGCUCACAAAAACACCUACAGUUUUAAUCUUACCACAAAUGUGAUAUUUUGAGUGGAAUGCUCGUAGUUAUGUGUGUGCUUUGUCUACAUUUAUUAAUUUAGCAAAAGCUUUUGUUCCAAGAUAAAUUGUCACUGAAGGUGUAUUUAUAUAUGGACUUUUCCAGAUAUUUAGAUCGGAUGUCAUUAAAGCAAUAUCACAUGAGCAAAAGUGCUGUUGUUCUGUAGAGUUUAUCAGCACAGCUUUGAGCUGUAAAGCUGUACACGACAGGCAAAAUUUAAAACCCUUGAUUUAGCGCAACUGCUAAUUGAUAGCUAAGUAGGUGGUCCUUUACUGUUGUCCGGGACACGUCAGACUAAUUAGCAUUUACAUUUCGAAUGCCAUGAUGUCACAUGCAUUUCUGGCUGCCUCAGAAUGGGGUUUGUGUGAUUGGAUCACCCGAGAUGGAUGUUAAUAUCAGUUGUACACAAGACCUAUGUGACAGUGUAUUCAGCAUUUGACCAUUGUGCAUCUUCUCUCUAAAUAUGUUUUGCUUUCAUAAAUAUUCGACAACUUCAGGAUCAAUUUGAAUUUAAUAUUUUUUCCUAACACAUGUUUGUCUUGUCUUGUUUGUUUUGAAUUAAAAAAAAAGAAUCUUGUUUUUUACUUUACAAUACACUACUUGGCUGUCAAUGCAAACUGUGGAGAUAUUCGGUUGACCAACAUAACUGAAGAGCAGUGGCUCAUAUUUUAUAUCUAGCUGUUUGUUUUGGGGAAAUGGUAGACAAUACUCAUUUCAUUGCUCUGAAAUGUAAAACUGGUCACUAUACUGUCACUGUUUUAUUUAUGCAUUCCAUAUAUGUUGGUCUUUAUAUGACAGUGUUUUGUGUAGCAGAAAACCUCAAAUAGUCACAAAGUAUUGAUUCCUCUGUUUUGGACUUAAUUAUUUUUUCAUGAGCAUUUUGAUUAAAAGCAUAUGUGAAGGUAAUGUUGCUGCAUUUUUUGUUUUGUGCAGACAGAACAUUUUUACAAAUUAAUUUAUUUUCUUAUAUAUUAGAUUCACAAAUAUUUGGUAUUUGUAUUGAUUAUUAAGGUAUCUUGUAAUAGAAUGUUAAAUAAUAAACAGACACUGUGAGCUUAUG
Xyrauchen texanus (razorback sucker) is the source of this 3125-nucleotide messenger RNA. RefSeq names its product ADP-ribosylation factor-like 6 (gene arl6). Gene Ontology annotation, biological process: vesicle-mediated transport; protein localization to cilium; cilium assembly. The record is from RefSeq and is a predicted model, not a curated record. The transcript has 7 exons. Gene Ontology annotation, cellular component: cytoplasm; axoneme. Lineage: Eukaryota; Metazoa; Chordata; Actinopteri; Cypriniformes; Catostomidae. The coding region runs from base 92 to 658 and encodes 188 amino acids. Gene Ontology annotation, molecular function: GTPase activity; GTP binding.